Molecule: messenger RNA, 3562 nt
Organism: Bacillus rossius redtenbacheri
Lineage: Eukaryota; Metazoa; Arthropoda; Insecta; Phasmatodea; Bacillidae
Gene: bdl
Product: protein borderless
Exons: 12
Coding region: 93-2117 (674 amino acids)
Biological process (GO): cell-cell adhesion
Molecular function (GO): protein binding
Source: RefSeq, a predicted model, not a curated record
CAGCUCCGCGCGACGCAGUCAGCAGUGUGGGGCUCCUGCAGGUACAGCAGCCGGCAGGACACAGCAGGACGAAGACGUAAGAAAACAAAAAGAUGAGCAGCCCACUCGUAUCAGUCCUCGUGUUGUGGAUAACAGGGAUGAUGGGUGUGACCAGUUUCUCGCUGGGCCUAGACGAGGACAAGCCGCCAUCUUACGUUCAAGCACGCGUCGGCGAGCACGCCAUCUUUGACUGCGAGCUGGACUUUCCUCCCUACAUCCCUUACGUACUGCGCUGGAACAAGGAGGGCAGGACAGUGUUCUGGGCAGACCGCGAGGACGAGCCGAGGGCUGUGGACGAGUACCGUGACCGCAUCAGUCUGGUGCCCUCCAGCUCGCCUUACGGCCGCGGCUCCGUCAACCUGACCAGCAUCCGCGAGUCGGACAGCGGCUGGUACGAGUGCAGCGUGUACUUCCCCAACCGCACGCCGUCCACCAGAGCGAAUGGCACCUGGUUCCACCUCUCCGUCGACGGAGGAACGCUACUCGCCAUACCACCUGUCAACCAGACCACCCUGGAAGGCGAGACGGCACACUUCUCAUGUGUUACCAAGGACCGUGAUGGCAUGGUCACAUGGUAUAAGGAUGCAGCACCGCUGGCCGAGGUGGUCGGGCUGAUAGAACGCACCCAUGUAGGCCCUGAGGGAUCGCUCACCAUUCACAACACCUCUAUGGACGACCUGGGGGAGUACCAGUGUGUGGUGACUAACAACGCAGGCGAGCGUCAGACAGCUGCUGCCUUUCUCAAUGUGCAGUACAAGGCGAAGGCGCUCCCCGGCCCCGCCGAGGUGUACCUGCCGCAUGGCCGGCCCGGGGUGCUGGAGUGCAACUUCCGCGCCAACCCGCCCCUGCUGCGCCUGCGCUGGGAGAAGGAUGGCUUCCUCUACGACCCCUACAACGUGCAGGGGGUCUUCUACAGCAGGAACGGCUCCCUCUACUUCAAGCAGGUGGAGGAAAGCCACGCAGGGGUGUACACGUGCACGCCCAUCAACGAGCUGGGCACAGAUGGGCCUUCACGGCCCAUACGUGUCAUAGUGCAGCGAGCGCCAAUCUUCACCCUCGUGCCGCAUAACUUGUACCUGAAGAAGAUAGGAGACACGCUGGAGCUGCCGUGCGAUGCCACAGACGGCGCCAAGGAGCACAGGCCUUCCAUCGUCUGGUUCAGGGACGGACACCCGUUGCCGCUGGACCGCAUCGUGAUGCAGAACGGCAACCUGACGCUGGAGCGGGUGCGGCAGUCAGACAGCGGCAUGUACCAGUGUGUGGCGUCCAACGAGGUGGCUACCAUCACGGCUGACACGGAGCUGGUGGUGGAGACCAAGUCCCCGCGCGCUCCACAUAACCUCACCGCCAGUGCCACAGCCAGCAGCAUAGCGCUUCGCUGGAUGCCUGGGACGGGCCGCGCCAGUAUGGACUACAACAUCUGGUACCGGCCGGCCGACACCCCCGAGUGGCGCACCAUGAAGAUCCUGACCAGAGGCGCCACGCAGGCCACCAUCGGCAACCUGGACCCGGGCCGCCUGUACGAGCUGAUGGUGCUGAGCCAGGACCAGCACGGCGACGGCAUGUUCAGCAAGGCGGUGCAGAUCAGGACCGCGAGUGAUGGCAGCGACAGCGACUCCGCGGCGCAGCGCGUGCGCCGGCCUCUGGGCUCGUUCCAGCAGAUCGGCCCGCCCAGGAACGUGAGCGUGUCGCCCGCCAAGGAGGGCUACCUGGUCACGUGGGAGCCGCCAGAGUUCGGCCAGGACGAGCUCCGAGGGUACGCCGUGCACUGGAGCCAGGAGGGCCGCGAGCACCUGCAGGGCCACAAGGAGGUGUCCGGGAACCGCUACUUGGUGACGAGCCUGGCCGAGGACACCACCUACCACUUCCAAGUGACGGCGCACUCGACGCGCGGCUACCAGGCCGCCAGCAGCCAGUACGUGCUGCACGUGCCCGGCUACCGGGGGAUCCGCGCCGUGGCGCUGGGUGUGCUGGCGGCGCUGGCGCUGCUGGUGAUGGCCGUGGGCGCGGCGCUCUACCUGCGGCGCCGGUACCUCCGGAGGCUGCAGCGGCGCGAGAAGGAGGACUCCAGCAGCUAACCGCGUCCCGCCCGACCUCACGAACUACACGAGACACGACGCCAGUCUUUCCUGGCUUUCGUUCCGGCUUGGCUGCAUUUCAACACAAGUCUUCCGGAACCUAUGUGCAUAGAAGCUCACCGUGUUAUUUUUAUCAUGUUAACACUCGUCAAUUGAAACAACUUUUUGAAUAGAGUUAUUAAAAAUUUCUUUAACUUUUCAGAUGCAUAUUUUAAUUAUAAAAAAAGCCUAAGGUACAAGUAUGUUUCUACUGUUUUACAAUUUGCGAUUUACUUGCUUUGUAAUAAUUGUAAUUUUCUUGUAUUUGUUAAGUGUUACGCUGUUGCAUCGUUGUGUUUCUUGUAUGGUUUAUAAACCCAGCCUUAAACCGCGUGUUUCAAAAUUAGCGCUACAGAUUUUUAUAUUUUACCGCUGAAAAAAUGCACUGGAUUCUUUAAAAACAAAAUAAUGUCGAUGGUGUUUUUUUUUUUAAUUUACCAUACAGAUAUCAGUGACGAUCAAAAUAUGACUGACUGAAAAAAGCUGUGGAUACUAUGUUAAAAAUAAUCCAAAAUACUAUCCAGUAUGAAAAUUUUUUAAGCCACAGUUGUAUUUGUUGCUAAAGUUUAUGUAUAUAAAAACCUUAACAUAUAUUAUUUAUUCCUGCUAUUUUUAAAGUAGAUGAUUGUUUGCCUCUGCAUUUGCUGGAGCUGCCACUGUUGCAAAGAUGGAAAUCAGGUCACAAGUCGCUGCAGUCGAGUGGCUAUUUUUUUACAAGAUUUAGGGGGUUUACUGUCCAGUUUGUUCUCCUUGGAAUAGUUGUGCUGACAGUAUCCAUAUCUUUAACAGUAUUACGCUUUCUAAGCACAAAAAAAAAAUUGCAUUUGUUGAAGAAGUACCAUAAAAACCACUGGGUACUAAACUAAAAAGGACAAUUUACAUAAAUAGUUAACAAAAAACAGUAAUGGAAAAAAAAUUGCAUAAAUACAUUCUUUUAGAGUUGUUUGAAAACCUAUUUAACUUUUUUUUAAUUUAUUUGUGUUUGGAGAAAAUUUUUAAUUUUUAUUAUUUUUUUUAAAUUAGUUGCCUACUCCAAUUAUCAAUUUUUUGCUGAGACACUUAUUAAAAAGUUUAAUCACUUGCUGUAUCAAAAAAAAAAAUUACUUUUCAUAUUCAAAUAAUAUGGUUCGCUUAAACUGCCUUGACUAACGCUGUUAAUGUGAUAGAUUUUUGCUAUGUCACAUAUUUAGAGAAUUAUUGAUUUAUAGGUACAACAACUACAGCAUUAAAUUGUUUUGAUGAAUUACUGAAGUUGUUUAAGCGCACGUGUUUAGUUAAAAUUGAUGUUUUAAUAACUGUAACACAUGCUGUAAAGUUAAUAAAGAUUUUUUUCUUGAUUUGCUAUUGUUUGGAGAAAAAUAUUUGUUUUUAAAUAUGUAUUUGAAAAUAAAUACUCAUGUCACUCA